Molecule: messenger RNA, 1575 nt
Organism: Pseudogymnoascus destructans
Lineage: Eukaryota; Fungi; Ascomycota; Leotiomycetes; Thelebolales; Thelebolaceae
Exons: 4
Coding region: 1-1575 (524 amino acids)
Source: RefSeq, a predicted model, not a curated record
AUGAAGAGUUCAGGGGCAUUGCAAGUCCUCGAAUUUGCUUGCGGUCAGCGGCGUUGCCUCCGCCUUUAUAUCUCUAUUGCUGGUUCCGGAGAGCUUGCAUUAUUCCCGCUUAUGAUCAGCGCUGUCUCAAAAACAAGCCCUAAGAGAUUCCGAGAGCAGCAUAUAAAGCCAUUACAUUCCCGCUCGUCCCGUCUCGUUGUGGCCUUCUAUCUACGCAGACUACCUUUAUUCCUCAAGCUAUAUAUCAAAUUCGAAAUGGCCUUCUUGUACCCUGACGACAAGCGUACUUUGUUGAAACGACCAAGUGAUGGUGAUAUUGGCGGGGAUUUGAGGAACAGAGAGAAAUAUUUGGAACGGAGCGAUGAGAUGCAUAUGCUCCGUGAUCGUUAUCCGGACUAUGAUCCGACAACUGCGCAAAAAUUAAAGGAGACCCAGAGCGCAAUAGACGAAUGGUUGGUUACUUCGGAAAAACUCAGACAAACGGCGAACAUCUGGGAGGCGAAAGACAUCGUUGACAAGCUUCUCAAGUCGAUCAACAAUCUCGGAUACGUUAUCUCAAAGGUGCUUAAGGAGAGAAAGGAAUUUGAUAUGCAUAAACGAAUAAAUCGGACGGUUGAUUCCAGUCAGAGCCAAAGCAAUACUGUUAAACCAGACCCCUUGUUCGACUUCGGCGUUCUGCUCAAGAAACUCGAACAGCUUCGGAAGGUCGUGGAGGAAGCAGGCAUCCAGUCAUUUCGGAAGGGCCACUGCGACGUUGAAGAUAUCAUGAAAGAGCUAAACGAAGUCAUGAGCGUUAUCCCUAACGUAGCUCCUUCACAGGGCAUUCUUACCUGUCUCGACUCCAGUGCUAUGGAUGUGCCGGCCCACAAACAUGAUCGAACCAGUCCAGACGAUGAGCUAGAGAAGCACCCGUCCCGACCAGAUGCGAUCAACUCAAAGCCCAAGCGAGGAAAAGCCGAAGUUGACAAAUUGGAGUGUGCCGCCAUCUCUUUGUUGACUAUGCCAGCUACCGAAGAACCAGAGAACGAGCACGCAGUCACCACCUGGGAGUGUGCUGCCAUGUCUUUGUUAACGAUGCAACCGCCCGAACUGAUCCUUGACGAUGUCACCAAAUCUAACAUCUGGAAGCUUGCUGCUAGGUAUAUGUUAGAAAUACAACCGAGUCAUGAAAGCGAAGGAACUUUGCCUGGAAUUGGUUUUAUAACCAUUCAAAUUGAACAGAGGGGACUUAAUGGGAUCAAGGUAGUUCCCUUGCAGCAGAUGGAGCGACUACUCUCUGGAAUACCUGAUGCUCAAACUGUGGCUGUUUUUAUACUGACCCACUUACCGGAUGAACAUCACGCUCUGCUUUCGUGUACCACAAUAUUCGCAGUAGAAAAUACCCCUAUCUGGCGUGGUCAUGUUUUGUUUGAGGAGUGGUCAGAAGAAGAAAACGUCGCUUUUGCUUGCGAAUUUUCUCGUCUCGUUCAUGAACCAUCGGCCACAACUUUCGUGCUGCAGAAAUGGCAUGGACUUCUUGAGGUUCUGAAUCCGAUAAUGAUUUCAAUCUCUUCUUUGUGUUUUGCUCAGACUUGA